This is a messenger RNA of Lasiosphaeria miniovina, 945 nucleotides long. RefSeq names its product phosphotransferase enzyme family-domain-containing protein. The transcript has a single exon. The record is from RefSeq and is a predicted model, not a curated record. Lineage: Eukaryota; Fungi; Ascomycota; Sordariomycetes; Sordariales; Lasiosphaeriaceae. The coding region runs from base 1 to 945 and encodes 314 amino acids.
AUGGAGCCCGACGAUCGUGAAGGCGUCGAAUGGAAGCAGGACGUCGGAAUGUGUGAGCCUCUUUGGACGAGAGAGCCCCAGGCCGAUGCCAUCGAGAAAGCGUGUCGAUCGACACUGGCACUCUCACCGGAGGACGGCUGCGCCAUUAGCUUCCUGGCCGAGGGCGGCUUCAACAAGGUCUACGCGGUGCAGACGGCCCAGGGCAAGUUUCUGAUGCGCGUCACGCUGCCCGUCGAUCCUAGGCACAAGACGCGGGGCGAAGUGGCUACGCUGGCCUGGGUCAGGCGCAACACCCACGUGCCCGUCCCCAAAGUUCUGGCCUUUGACGACACCAGUGACAACGCCAUCGGCUUCGAGUGGAUCCUCAUGCAGUUUAUGCCCGGGGUGUCGGCCAACAGGCUGUGGCGCCAGCUGACCACGGCCACCAAGACGUGGAUCGUCGAGCAGGUCGCCGACUUCCAGAGCCAGCUGUUCCAGCGCAGCUUCGACGACGCCAACUUCCGAUCCAUCGGCACUUUGUGCACCCCGGAACUAGGCGGACACAAUCUUGGCGCCCAGGGGAAGAAUCAAGGGCCUGCUCCCGGCCGUGUCGUGUCGAUCGCACACUUUGAGGGAGAGCGCGUCACCUACGACAUCCCGCGCGGGCCCUUCCGGUCGAGCCACGACUGGCUGAGCGCGCAGCUCGCCGCUCUACGCGAAGACCACAUCAAAGUACUAGCGACGAACCCAGACGAGGACAAGAAGGAAGACAGCGAGGAUAUCCUCAAGUUCGUCGAGAGACUAUCAGCACUGCUCCCCAAGAUCUUCCCCGCGCUGCAGCACCCGCCCGAGUGCACCGUACUCUGCCACAACGACCUCUCGCUGAACAACAUGCUCAUCGACGACGACGGCAAGACACGGCCAUCAUCGACUGGGAGUGCGUCUCUGCAGAGCCGCUGUGGGUAG